AUGCAUGGGAUCCUCUUCUUGGCUCUGGUAACACAAGAGUUGAAGCAAUUCGUCGAUGAAAAUGUCACCUUCUCCCUCGAUGACUUUCUCUACCGCGGCAGCCAUGCAGGAGGUCCACGUUUCCCCAAAGCCCUGGCUGUCCACCUCAACGAGUAUCUUCAGCCACACGACCCCAUCACACCGGACAUGAUCCAGGUCGUCGGAGCCGCUACUGCAAUGCAUGAUAUCCUCGCGUGGGGAGUUGCGGAUCCCUAUGAUGGUGUCUUGACUAGCAGGCCCGUCUACGGCCGCUUUGAACUUGAUUUCGGCAACAAGUCUCAAGUGAGGGUCGUAUACGCCUCCACAGAAGCCGAGAACUCUUUCCAGGAUGAGGUUGUCGAAAAGUUUGAGGAGGCCUUGAUCCGGUCCAGAAAGGCUGGCAUCAACGUGAAAAUGCUGUUGAUUGUUAACCCACACAACCCGCUGGGGAGAUGCUACCCUCGUUCUACCCUCAUCAAGAUCAUGCAGUUUUGCCAGAAGCAUCAACUGCAACUCCUGAGCGACGAAAUUUAUGCCUGCUCCGUCUUUGACUCGGGAGAGGCUGCCGUCCCUUUCACCUCAAUCUUGUCUAUCGACUCAUCGGGUCUUAUCGAACCAGACCUUCUUCAUGUGACGUACGGUCUUAGCAAAGACUUUGGAGCAGCUGGUCUGCGUGUCGGAGCCAUCAUCACUCGUAGCAAGCCUGUCCUUCGAGCCAUCGAGGCUGCCAUGCGUUUUCACAACCCCUCUGGAGCCAGUCUCGCUAUCGGGAGUGCCAUGCUUGAGAACAGGGAGUGGUGUCGUGCCUUUAUCAGUGGUUCAAGAACCAAGCUUGCUCAGGCGUACAAACACGUCACCAAGGGGCUUACGGACAUUGGCAUACGAUAUCUGCCUGGCAGCAAUGCGGGAUUCUUUGUCUGGAUCGAUUUGUCCCCAUAUCUUCCGUCGGAGCUGGGCGGCGAAAAGACUCGCGAGUUCGCUCUGGCUAAGAAGCUAAAAGAAGAGGGUGUGUUCCUGCACCCCUGCGAAGAACAUUCGGCUCAUCCUGGGUGGUUUCGACUAGUGUAUUCGCAAGAUGCGAGAAUAGUAACGGAAGGACUCGAGAGGAUCAAGAGAGCAAUCUCUUAG
Molecule: messenger RNA, 1146 nt
Organism: Fusarium vanettenii 77-13-4
Lineage: Eukaryota; Fungi; Ascomycota; Sordariomycetes; Hypocreales; Nectriaceae
Exons: 5
Coding region: 1-1146 (381 amino acids)
Biological process (GO): amino acid metabolic process; biosynthetic process
Molecular function (GO): pyridoxal phosphate binding; transaminase activity
Source: RefSeq, a predicted model, not a curated record